Molecule: messenger RNA, 3835 nt
Organism: Echinops telfairi (small Madagascar hedgehog)
Lineage: Eukaryota; Metazoa; Chordata; Mammalia; Afrosoricida; Tenrecidae
Gene: TEF
Product: TEF transcription factor, PAR bZIP family member
Exons: 4
Coding region: 97-954 (285 amino acids)
Biological process (GO): regulation of transcription by RNA polymerase II
Cellular component (GO): nucleus
Molecular function (GO): RNA polymerase II cis-regulatory region sequence-specific DNA binding; DNA-binding transcription factor activity, RNA polymerase II-specific
Source: RefSeq, a predicted model, not a curated record
GGCCGCGCUGCCCAUUGGCUGCCUCAGGCUCCCGUCCCGCCUGCCCAAGCCAGCGGCUCCCUGCCAGCCACCGCCUUCCUACUGCUUUCGCGGACCAUGUCGGGCUGCAGCCGGAUCGGAGGGGCCCCAGCCAUGGACAUGCCGGAGGUCCUUAAGUCCCUGCUGGAGCACUCCCUGCCCUGGCCGGAGAAGAGGGCAGAGAAGGAGAAGGGGAAGGAAAAGCUGGAGGAGGACGAGGCCGCGGCAGCCAGUACCAUGGCCGUCUCCGCCUCCCUCAUGCCGCCCAUCUGGGACAAGACCAUCCCGUAUGAUGGCGAGUCUUUCCACCUGGAGUACAUGGACCUGGACGAGUUCCUGCUGGAGAACGGCAUCCCUGCCAGCCCCACCCACCUGGUCCAGAACCUGCUGCUGCCUGUGGCCGAGCUGGAAGGGAAGGAGUCGGCCAGCUCCUCUACCGCCUUCUCCCCGUCCUCCUCCACCGCUGUCUUUCAGCCCUCUGAAACCGUGUCCAGCACAGAAUCCUCCCCAGAAAAGGACAGGGAGACACCCAGCCCCAUCGACCCCAACUGUGUGGAAGUGGAUGUGAACUUCAACCCUGAUCCUGCCGACCUGGUCCUCUCCAGCGUGCCAGGUGGGGAGCUCUUCAACCCUCGGAAGCACAAGUUUGCUGAGGAGGACCUGAAGCCCCAGCCCAUGAUCAAGAAGGCCAAGAAGGUCUUCGUUCCUGAUGAGCAGAAGGAUGAAAAGUACUGGACGCGGCGCAAGAAGAACAACGUGGCUGCCAAACGGUCCCGGGACGCGCGGCGCCUGAAGGAGAACCAGAUCACCAUCCGGGCCGCCUUCCUGGAGAAGGAGAACACGGCCCUGCGGACGGAGGUGGCCGAGCUGCGCAAGGAGGUGGGCAAGUGCAAGACCAUCGUGUCCAAGUAUGAGACCAAGUAUGGGCCCUUGUAACCCAAGGCCCCCACCCAGACUCUGCCCGGGGCACCUGGAGACUUGUGACUCGUCAUCUGCAAAUGGCGGUGCACCUGCUCCUGAGCUUCAUUAUAACACGGGCCGGAGCACGGGGGCUUCUGGGCCAGCCGUCUCCUCACUGGCAGGAGCUCCAGUCCGUCAAGAUGUGAAUCGGCCUUAGUUUCUGUCCUUGGCUGCCCCAGCCGAGUCCACAGGGGACCCUGGAGACCCACUCUCUCCUUUCACAGGCUCUGGCCUGACUUGCCAGGGCCGUCUCCGCAGGAUGGCUCCUCACUGAUACAGUCGCCCUCACGUCUUCUCAGGUAGCAGGGCGCAUUUCCCAGUGGUGUGUGUCUGUUACUCGCCUCCCUCCCGCUCCUGGGCGAGUGUCUAUAGGCGGCAGGUCUCUGGACUGUGUGGCAGUCAGGGCCUGUGCUUCACCCUUCUCAGCUCCUGCCUCUUUCCCCUGUAGUAGCUCUGAGGUUGGGAAGUCCGGAGGAGGCCCUGGCCAUCAACCCUCACCCAGGUCUGUGACCAUAAGGCCCCAGGAUACGUCUCAUCUCCUCUUCUCCAGGCCAGUCAUGGCGGCUGCCCUUGCGUCUUCUUUCCCAUGCUCUGGGUCUGUUGUGUCUUUUCAUCACCCAGUAACCAACCUCAAAUCUUGGACUUAAAAGGAAAGCCUGCCGCCAUCUGGGAAGCUUUACCUUCCUGGACCCCAGAAUUCGCCAUCCCAGGGGAUACAGAGAACCAGCCUCCUCCAGAGCCUCCCUUCCACAGUGUGCACAAGAGCUGGGGUGCUCCUUGAGAAGCACCCAUAUUUUCUUGCUCUGCUCUGCCCUGACCUGGCUCAGCUGAAGCGGCAGAUGGCACCUGAGCUGCAGGCCUGUCUUCCUGUGUGGCCCACCCACAGGGCUUAGCAGGCAGCCCAGACCCGGCUGCCCAGAUCAAGGGGAAGCCGUGUGGGAUAACAGUCUUUUGGGACAUUUACCUGGUCAUAGGGGCUUUCGGUCUUGGUCCCCGGAGCAGGAGACACAGGCCCUCACACGAACUGCAGAGUAGAGGGGUUCUUGGUACAUCUGUUCCUGCUCUGCAGCCUCCUUCCUCUUGUGGCUGGACCUGCCUUGGACUCUGCCCAGAUUAGGUGAGGACAUGCUGCCCAUUUUGGUCAGUUAAGGCACCCUGCCCUCAAAGCAGGCAGCUGGGGUGGAUAGGCGUCGGCAGAGGGGUGCGCUUGAUCAUCUGUCCACUGGCUUGAUUUUCAGGUGGCAGCUCUGAGGCUCCGGCCCUGGCCUCUAAGACUUUCCAUAGACACUAGUGGGCAGCCCAGGGGAGGACAGCCAGGCUGUGGCCUGACCCCUAGGGCACACCCACUCAUGCAUCUUUCUGGGGACUUGACUAGAAUCCCAGAGGCCCCAGGAGGUCCCCCCACUCUCCAAGCCCCUUAUUUUCUCUCUGGGGUUUUGGCCAAACCAUGUACACGCUUUCCACUCUUAUAACCACACACGGGGCAGUUGCAUCGGCAUGUCAGUGUCCUGCCCGGGCUGGGUGCCUGCCCAGCGCUUGCUCUCUGGUCCGGCCACCCUCAUUGGUCCUUGGUGGGAGGGACUCGAGUGACUCGGCUCUUCAUUCUCUUGGCCAGAAAGCAUACAGUUUGUGUGUGUUUCAAUUUUCUUUCUUUUUCCCCCCAGAAUGGAAACUUAUCCUGGGCUGGCACCCACAUGCCAACCCAGAGGGUAGAGUGACAGCUUGAUGGCUCUCCUCCCUGGGGCAGCGGGGGUCUGGGUCCUUCCUGAAGUGCUCACUUGGAAAGAAGGGGGCUGAGAGGGGGAUCUCUGAGCUGAGCCUCUUCAUUUCGGGAAGCUGACAUUUUGGGGAGAAGGAAGUGCUCAGGUAAGCCAUCCCUGAUGGGCCCUCCCCAUCUUGGGACUAACAGGGCUUGAGGCCCCUGCGUCCAGGUCUUUACAUCUGGACAGCAUUCUCGGCUGGAGUAGCUGCCUGAAGGGGCUUCGCCUGUGUUUCAGAUGGGCCAGGAGGGCCGACUGCUCCCCAAGGGUUUGGUCUUCAGCUUCAAGGCAGCCUCGUUACAAACUCAGAACAGACCAAUCAUGAAUGAGCAAGAAUAUUGCAAGCAUAUACAUAAAUGUAUAUCUAGGUAUAGAAGAGAUAUAUAUCUAUAUAUAUCAUUAGAGAGAGAAUUUUCCAGAUUGACAGUAGCCUGGCAGAGGACAUGGGUAACUGAACUCUUAGUUGAAAGAAGAGGUCUGGCUGACUGGUUCCUGAGGUUGGGGAAGCACUUCUCCAUGAACCUUAACUUUUGAUGAGUGUCCCCCACAUGAGAGGGGCUCUGUGGCCCAGGGAGGCAGGUGGCGAGGGUGGAACCAGCCAAGAAGGCCGGCUGGGGCCCGGGGAGCUGUGCUCCCCUCCAGGGAACACUAAGGGAGGGCCCAGGAGCCCAUGGUUUCAUUUGAGCCCCAACCCCAGAGCUCCUUUAACAUGUUGAUUUAGUGCAAUAAAUUUUUCUAGAAAAUGGCAAAGAUGACUUCCAGGUGGCUAUUGCUGUCUUACGGUUUGGGAAUGCGGGAACACCACUUGGUUUUAUUUUUCUACGUGCAUGUAACGUGUUAGCGUGUGUGUAUGUGUGGCUCCUUGCCCUCCCCGGGAGCUAGCAUGCCAGCGGGCCCCUCUCUCCUUUACCUUUUUGUUGGGGAGAGGAGGCGGCCAGAGGAAGACCCCAUGGGCCCAGCUGGAGAGAGCAGAAGUAGACUGGAGCCUGUUGGCCUUAUGUGCGUGUGUGUCACUGCUGGUGGCCCAGAGUGAUGUGGCGGGAAGAAAGCUGGGAAUGUGUCCUUUUCAAAACAAAUUAAAUAUUUUGAGAAGAGAA